AAAAGUUCAUUUUCUAUUCAAAGCAAUCGAAUGAUUUAUCACAUUUUUUCUCAUGUUUCUUUUUUAUCAGUUCAGCGAAAUUGACGACUUCACGCUUGUUGCACACUGUUAAUAAAUUCUUCAGCACAGGAAUCGUUUCUGGGCGUUAUAACCCUUUUCACAAAAUUACUUAUGUCUUGAAAUUUCCAAACUCAAGUCAUCCGUUGAUUUUUCCAUGAAUCGGAUUGCUCCGAAGAACGUCGUUCACGCACGACCGAUUGUUUACGAUUAUCGAAGAAGAAAGCAGAACGAAAACGACAAAGAGCCCAUGUGACCCUUCGUCUUUGUCCACGUUUUUGUCUCGCACGCACACACACACACCCACACCUGCAGUACUUAACCUACCAACCUAAUGCUGCAUAUGUUUAAAAAACAAUAACUUGUGAAGCACUAGAUGUUUAACUCGAGCGUUAAUUUGAAUAAAUAUUAUUUAAUGUAAUGUUGACACUUGGCACAGCAGUAUUUUGUUAUACUAACUCGACAAUUAAAAUUUUACGUUUAAUUUUUAUAAUUUUAGCACUGUAUAUUCAAGCAAAUCUUCGAUAAAACACGAAAAGUAUCACAAACGUAUUGAAGAUUCUCAAUUUAAUUUCAACACCGGGAAAAUAUGCCCAGGAAAAUAUGUAGUGCUGCUACCUAUCGACGUUAAAUAGAAUUACGCUGAUAUUAUGAGUCGACCAAUGAGAAAGAUAGAGUGUCGUGAUUCGUUGAUGAAGAAGAAAAUGGUUACCUGCCAACCUCAUGACUUCACGUUUACACUGUAAAAUCAAAUGUAUUUAUUCUGUAGAUAAAGAAUUGUCUUUUACGAUGGCUGAUUUAGCUACAGAUCAGGUAAGAAGAGAAGCCAGGAGAAGGCGAAUAUUGGAAAAUUCAGAAAAUCGUCUGAAGAGAAUUACCGGAAGAUAUACGGAAAAAAACAUUGGAGAAAAUUCGAAUAAUGAUGUCAUAUAUUCCUUACCAAAAGUUGACAAUUCAGUUAGCUCCAAAAUCUUGACAUCUGAAAGCAGCUCUAUACUUGAGGAAAAACGCUUAAACUUUUUGGAGCAAGACAAAAGUUUCGACAUUAAUGAUUAUGAACUAGAUGAUUCAGAUGUAAAGUUUUCGAAAUCAGAUGACUUUUAUUCUUCAGAUUAUUCAACAUCCCAUUUGCCAAAAAUUAGUAAAGAAACACAUGACAGUAUCAUCUCUAAUUCAAUAAAUAGUCAAGAAAAUUUAAAAGCAAAUAAAUCCAAAAAUUUGUUUAUAUUUACUUUACUCUAUAGUCCAUUGUGUAGUAUUUUCUUAGCAGCAUUUAUGAAUGUCUUACUCCUAGCCAAUGUGCAUUUUUCUGUAUAUAAGAGUCUGAUUGUACCAUAUCUUGUAUUAGCUUUAACAAGAUUACUUUUUCAGUAUAAAGUUGAUGAAUCUAAAGGAAGUAGCAUGCUUGUAGCUGCUUUGAUUUUGUGCAAUAUAAAACCUGAAAUUGUACAUACUUUUAAAAAAGUUUUAACACUUAUAAGUACAUUUUCUCAAGGAUUUGCAUUAUAUAUUACAAGUUUUACAUUAAUUAAUUGGUUAAUAUCACUUUUUUGGAACAAGUCAAACAGUUUGAACUUUUUCUAAUGCUUAAGUGAAAGGAUUCAAUAUGUGUUGUUCAAAUUGAAAAUUACUUAUAAAAAAUUUUUGUACAUACAGUUUAUAUUAUUGGAAAUAUUUAUUUUAUUAUCUAUAGUAAUUAAAAAUAUAUAAAAAGCAGUCUGUGG
Phymastichus coffea is the source of this 1781-nucleotide messenger RNA. RefSeq lists its product as uncharacterized. Bases 781 to 1641 code for a protein of 286 amino acids. The transcript is spliced from 4 exons. Gene Ontology annotation, cellular component: GET complex. Lineage: Eukaryota; Metazoa; Arthropoda; Insecta; Hymenoptera; Eulophidae. The record is from RefSeq and is a predicted model, not a curated record. Gene Ontology annotation, biological process: tail-anchored membrane protein insertion into ER membrane.